Molecule: messenger RNA, 2500 nt
Organism: Amaranthus tricolor (Joseph's coat)
Lineage: Eukaryota; Viridiplantae; Streptophyta; Magnoliopsida; Caryophyllales; Amaranthaceae
Product: PAP-specific phosphatase HAL2-like
Exons: 4
Coding region: 170-1303 (377 amino acids)
Biological process (GO): sulfate assimilation; phosphatidylinositol phosphate biosynthetic process
Molecular function (GO): 3'(2'),5'-bisphosphate nucleotidase activity
Source: RefSeq, a predicted model, not a curated record
CCAACACAAAACAGUUGCAUAUUCCUUACUUUAGGGGAAGAUUAACGGACCAGGAACACCCACCAUCCCAAAUGCUCCAAAUCAUGUAAACCACUACACUCGUUUGUCUCUCACCGUCUAAAAAUCCUAUAAUCGUAUCUGGGUUUUUCCCGAAUGAACCUGGACGAAAAUGGAGGAAGUAGAAAGAGAUUUCUCCAAGGAAUUGGAUGUGGCUGUUAGGAUUGUUCACUUGGCUUGUGCUCUAUGUCAAAGAGUUCAAAGAAGCUUGAAACCUACUAAUGCUGAUCAGGUCAAGUCCAAAGAUGACGAUUCUCUUGUCACUGUUGCAGAUUAUAGUGUUCAAGCUGUUGUUAGCUGGAUAUUGUCAGAAUCUUUCGGAAGCGAAAGUGUAUCCAUUGUCGCAGAAGAAGAUGCCCAAAUGCUCGCAAAGUCCGAAUUAUUGCAGCCCGUGGUGGAAACAGUUAAUGCUAGCUUAUUAGAAGCACCAAGGUUUGGUCUUAAACUUUUGGGUAUUCCUCUUGGGCUCAACCAAGUGAUUGAAGCCAUCGGUCGAUGUAACUCCUCCGGUGGCCCUAAAGGAAGGCAUUGGGUUUUAGAUCCUGUUGAUGGGACCCUGGGCUUUGUGCGUGGCAAUCAGUAUGCGGUUGCACUAGCAUUGAUUGACGAGGGAAGAGUAGUUCUUGGAGUUUUGGGGUGCCCCAACUACCCUGUGAAGAAGGGUCUUGUAAACCAUCACCACCAAGUUACAUCAGAAAAUUCUUCAGCCUCUCCUGACAUGUGGGAGAAAGGCUGUGUGAUGUAUGCAAUGAGAGGCACCGGGAAAGCAUGGAUGCAGCCAUUGGUUUAUGGUGAUUUGAAGGUUGACUCGUUCAAACAUGCGAGAUCAAUUCAAGUUUCCACCAUUGAGGAUCCUUCUCUUUCAACAUUCUGUGAGCCAGUGGAAAAAGCCAACACUAGUCACUCUUUCACGGAGGGUGUUGCUCACACUGUUGGACUAAGGAAGAAGCCUUUGCGGGUAUAUAGUAUGGUGAAGUAUGCUGCCAUAGCUCGGGGGGAUGCUGAAAUUUAUAUGAGGUUUGCAAGAGCUGGCUAUAAAGAGAAGAUAUGGGAUCAUGCUGCGGGUGUGCUUAUUGUACAAGAGGCAGGUGGUGUAGUGACUGAUGCAGGAGGACGCCCACUGGACUUUUCAAGGGGAAUAUAUUUGGAAGGUCUCGAUCGUGGAAUAAUUGCUUGUUCUGGAGCUGUAUUACAUGAGAAAAUCAUAGGAGCUGUUGAUGUUAGUUGGGAAUGCUCUCUCCUCUAAGGCCCUUGGAAGUAUUGCUUCCUUUGAGAAGCAUUGGGUGGGCUUGAGCCUUACCGAUACGGAUUCUUGUAAGAAAAGAGGAAAAGGUAGAAGAUUAACAAUUAAUUUUCAAGUAUGUUAGUGUCAUAUCAAGGGUCGAUUAGAAACAACCUCUUUGUCAUUUGAAGGGUAAGGUUGCUAACAUUCAACCCCCUAAACCCCGCCUAGGCAGGAGCCACUUGACAUUUGGGUAAGUGCAUGGUGUUGUUGUGGUUACAUAGUCGGAUUCUGAAGGUUUUGCUCCUCGAGUUUUAUGUGUCAUCUUUUGUUCUUGCAUAACAACCACACAUCGGUUCACUUGCCCUUUUAUGGAUGAGUGACAACUUUCGUUGACCGGAAGGGGGGAAAGUAGCAAUAGGAAUGUGUCCUUAAGUUUUGCACGUUUUUGUCUCUAGAUGUUCUGACACUCUAUAAUUGAUAUUGAUGUCAGCCAGUGCCUAUGUUACACGGACUCUUCAUUUUGCUUCACAUAUCCGUGUUUGAUCCUUGAUCCUCGGAUAUUGGUAUGGCACUUGGACACUUCAUUUGACGUAAAAUUGAAUAUUAAGACGUAUCCGACACUUGGACAUGUACCAAAACCAACAUCAGGACCUGAGUCUAAGUAACAUAGGUCAGUGCUAGCCAGUGAAGUCGGGGAGGAUGCCUAAGAAGAAAAAAGCUACCUAACUAGGAAAGAUUGUCCCAGCAGUUAUGGUGUUUUUUAAUUUCUGGUUCUUAUCCUAUACGAGAAUCUAAUUCUGAGCUAGUGCGCAGAUUUGUCUUCUCGACAUCCUGAUACACUCGUUAAGUUUGGCCUGUAGAAUACAACCCUCUACUGAUACAUGGAUCGGUCCGUAACACCUCUGAAUAUCCUACCCUCUAAACGGAACCAAAACCGCAAGGGAACGGAGGAAAUUCGAGUGUUACAUUAAAAAUAAAAUAUAGAGAAUAAAACAAAGGAAAGGAAAAGAAGAAAAAAAAAGGGUAAAGUUUGAUUAUUUUAAUUAAAGGGAUUAUAGAUAAACUUCCAAACAAAAUCGUACGGAAAUUUUCGGCAGCAUGUACUCUAAAAUUGGACACACCAAAGAAUUAAACGAGCAAUAAAACAUACUAAAGAAGAGGCAUCAACUGCCUUGUAACAAAAAUCAAGGCGGAAUGAUUAUCGCCAAAUCCUCUGUC